This is a messenger RNA of Anopheles cruzii, 846 nucleotides long. Its product is annotated as cysteine-rich venom protein-like. NCBI's taxonomy places the organism in Eukaryota, Metazoa, Arthropoda, Insecta, Diptera, Culicidae. Gene Ontology annotation, cellular component: extracellular region. The record is from RefSeq and is a predicted model, not a curated record. Bases 1 to 846 code for a protein of 281 amino acids. The transcript is spliced from 6 exons.
AUGAUUGUACGGUGGCCAAAAAUGGUACGACCCGCAGGCUGGCUCCUGAUGUCGGUUGCGCUGUUCGUAGUUUGUUUCGAUCUGUCCGGUGGAUGGCGAUUCGAUAGAGUGCCCAGACUGUAUGGAGACAAGCUGCCGACGAAAGCCAUUUCGCCGCGGUUGCGCAAAGUUCAAAGGCGGAUUGUGAUGCUACACGAUCACUACCGCACCAAGGUGGUGCCACCGGCCGCGAAUAUGUUAAACAUGAAAUGGCACCACGGAGCGGCACGAUCGGCGCAGAAAUGGGCGAACCAGUGUCGGUUGUUGACCCACGACACACCCAAGGGUCGGUGGAUCGACAGCUACGGAGCCUGCGGACAGAACAUCUUCGUCUCGACGCACCGUGUCCCGUGGUUGUUUGCGCUGCGGACGUGGUUUUUGGAGCGACAAAAUUUCACGUACGGUUCGGCCAGGAACGAUCUGGUUGCCGUCGGCCACUACACGCAGAUGGUGUGGGCCGCCACGCAUAAGGUCGGCUGUGGGUUGACCAAGUGCCCGCGGGGAGGCCCACGGGGGAAACCGUUCUACAACUACGUCUGCAACUACUGUCCCAUUGGAAAUCACCAGGAGAAACUGGGCAUACCCUACAAACGCGGCCGCCCGUGCGGUUCCUGCCAUUCGCACUGCCUAUCGCGCAGAACAAGACUCUGUACGAACAUCUGCACCACAGCCGAUCUGUGGGCCAACUGUCGGGAUCUGCACCGGACUUGGCCGGGGUGGCUCUGCAACACGGCCACACCAGAGGGCUUGGAGCGGCAAAGCAACUGUGCAGCAACCUGUACCUGCCCGGGAAAAAUUCACGACUGA